Messenger RNA from Betta splendens (Siamese fighting fish), 2022 nucleotides. RefSeq names its product ST3 beta-galactoside alpha-2,3-sialyltransferase 4 (gene st3gal4). The transcript has 12 exons. Gene Ontology annotation, molecular function: sialyltransferase activity. Bases 379 to 1401 code for a protein of 340 amino acids. Lineage: Eukaryota; Metazoa; Chordata; Actinopteri; Anabantiformes; Osphronemidae. The record is from RefSeq and is a predicted model, not a curated record. Gene Ontology annotation, biological process: glycolipid biosynthetic process.
GUUAUAUCUACACGCCAGGCUGCGACCUUGCGCUCUGCGCGCAAACUCUGCGCCUCCGCUGCGUGAACUUUAGCGAUCUCAACACGCCGCUGCUUUUUUUCUUCUUUUUUCCUCCUGCGUGUGCGCCGCGGCCAGACGCGUUUUCCCCCCCGCGUUCCCACGCAUCGAGCACCACCCGGAGCCACGCGAACUUCUUCGCAACAUCCUCGCCCAGCGGCACCGCGACGGGCUCGGUCCCGUCGGCCGACGCUCAUCUGCCGGGAGAAGCCUGGAGUCAUUACAUCAGAGUCACCGAGGACAAGGCCUCUGGAAAUGAAAGAGGGAAAAGGAUAACCUCAUGCACUGCGCAGACAUGAGAGGACAGAGGAACAUGUGAAGAUGUCCAAGAACAUAAUUAAAACAUGGUGCCUUAGGCUUCUCCCAGUCCUCUUCUUCUUCAUCGUCUUUGUCACAUACUACCAUUUCCCUGCCGUACUCCAGAGGUGCAUAAGCAACAGAAAGCCUCUGAACAAUAGCAAGUCACUGUGUGGCGGCUGGCAGACGCAGAAGAAGUGGGAGAGCCUGAACUUUAACAUCAGCAGGCAGACGCAGCUCUUCCUCCAGCUGGAGGACUUCUUCUGGAGGGAGCGUCUGUCGAAGCUGACGUUGCCGUACGGCUUGAAGGGCAGCGAACAGAUGCUGCUGAAAGUUCUUGCCAUGACCAAAAGUUAUGAGGUGCCAGCUCAGAUUAAAAAGCUUGAAUGCAGAACCUGCGUAGUCAUAGGCAACGGCUUCGCCAUUAAAAACAGCUCCCUGGGAAGCACCAUCAACAAAUAUGAUGUAGUCAUCCGGUUGAACGAUGCCCCAGUCAGAGGCUAUGAAAGCGACGUAGGCAACAAGACCACCAUGAGGUUCUUCUACCCGGAGUCGGCCUCCUACGACCCCACAAAGCACAACGAGCGCGACACACUUAUGGUGCUGGUGCCUUUCAAGCAGCAAGAUCUACGCUGGCUCAAAGAGAUCCUCUAUAAUGAGAAGAGGGUCAGGAAAGGCUUCUGGAAGCCCCCUCCUCAGAUCUGGCAGGGUGACGUCAGUAAAAUAAGAGUGCUGGACCCUCACUUUCUGUGGCAGACCGCGGGGACGCUGCUCCACAUCCCUCUGGACCCCAAGAGCAAGCAGAACCCAGUGCAUCCUACCACGGGGAUCCUCGCUGUCUUUGUUGCCCUGAACUACUGUGAUGUGGUCCACAUUGCUGGUUUUGGAUACCCGGAUUCAAGGAGCUACAGGCAACCGAUCCACUACUAUGGAUAUGAAACCAUGAAGUCUAUGAAGAACUCCUACCACGACGUGAAUCACGAGGCCGAAACUUUAAAACGACUAGAGGAAUCUGGGGCUAUUUCGUUCCUGCACCAACGUUUAUGACACACUUCUACCAGUUUUAUUGAAAUCAUAAAGAUACACUUGAAUUUGGUCAUCUGAUCCAGUCUAGACCUUAAUGUGCCUUCUGGCUUUUUGCUGGUACACUAAGUCAUCACUUGGCGACAGUGUUAAAAAUGUAGCUUUGAAUAACUUUUACCUCUCUGGCACCUUUACUCAGCAGAUCUGAAUAUCACGAGAACCAACUUAACUGCCUUUCUUUGGAUGUGUGACGAUGGCCCAGUGUUUUCAAAAGUGUUUUCGAGUGUCCUGUAAAACUAAUCAUAUGUACAAUGAUAUGAGAUUCAUUUUCAGUCAUGUGCGUUAGGCUUUAAAUCUGUUUUACAGUGAAAAAUGUUACAUUCUCUGUAGUUUUAGGGACUUACUUUGAACAAACACUUUUGUUUAAUUGAAUGGAUCAGACUGUUGAUUGAUUACAAUAUUAUAUAUUUAUAAAUGAAGUGAAACUCGAAUUGUGCACAACCGUGAGAGUAUGAAUUCGUGUGUUGCUUUGUUUCUUUAUUUAUUUAAUCUUUUUUGUUUUUCAGAAAUGAAUGGUACCACUGGAUAUUUUUUAUUGUACAAAAUGAAAUACAUUUAUUUGUAAUAAAAAUCAAUGAGAAUGAA